Amphibalanus amphitrite is the source of this 1384-nucleotide messenger RNA. RefSeq lists its product as uncharacterized. The record is from RefSeq and is a predicted model, not a curated record. Lineage: Eukaryota; Metazoa; Arthropoda; Thecostraca; Balanomorpha; Balanidae. The transcript has 2 exons. Bases 20 to 1024 code for a protein of 334 amino acids.
UCAACAUAGGGGACUAGCCAUGGGGUCACCACUGAGUCCGGUGGCGGCAUGUUUGUACAUGGAGUGGCUCGAAAAGCACCAUUAUCAGGGCAUCAUGGGCAGUAACGUAAUUUGGUUGCGUUAUGUUGACGAUAUCCUCGUAGUAGUGCCAAAAGAAACGAACUUAGAGGACAAACUUGAUAGACUUAACUCGGUAGAGGAAAAGAUUCAGUUUACACUUGAGAAAGAAAGCAACGGGACGAUUGCAUUUCUUGAUACUGUGAUCAUACGUGGAAGUCAGCCAAAAUUUAAAGUGUAUCGAAAGCCUACAAACAAAGAGUCGUACGUACAUUUCUAUUCUGGACACAAUGAUCGGGUUAAAAGUGGGAUUGUUUUGGGGUUUUUCCUUAGAGCGUAUCGCAUUUGUAGUGAAGAGUUUAUAGAUGAAGAGAUUCAGCACAUCAUGGCAUCGUUCACGAAGUUAAAGUACCCCAAAGGAUUUCUAGUCAACUUGAAAAGAAAAGCUAUCAAUAUUCGAAAGCGAAGCGCGACAACAAAGACGAAGAAAACCGAACGAUAUAUAACACUUCCCAAUUCGAAACCAGCCGAGAUGAUAGCGAAACAGAUUGAAAUGACUGGAUUUAAAAUCGCUUUCUCUUCGGGAACAAAGGUAGGGGAUAUACUAAAAAACCACACAAAAAGAAAUGGAGAAGAAAAAAGUUUAGUGUAUAAGAUUCCUUGUGGUUCUUGUGACAAAUCAUAUAUAGGGGAAACCGGGAGGGGCUUAGACGUUAGAUUAAAGGAACAUAAGCGGGACAUGCGAAACAACGCAGAACAUAGCGCGGUAGUAAUUCAUGCUCAGAAAACACAUCAUUUACCAAGAUGGGGCGGGGCGGAAAUUAUAGCAUUAUGUAAAAACAAAGACAAUCGGAAGGCGACAGAGGCGGCAUUUAUAGCAAUGAACGAAACGAUUAAUAUUAGGGUGGGUUCGAUGAAAUGGGCAAAACCAGCGGCGAUGUAUAGUUUAAAGAAGACGCGUCAUUAGUUUGUAUUAGUACCUACUUGUUCAUGAUCGUUCUGUACAAAUUUGUUGUUAUCCAUGUGUCAUAUGUAUGUCAGUGAUCUAUUUUGCUAUCAUUUUUCGUGGAUAUUCUCCUACAGGUGGAUUAGUAGCGAAUAUGUCAUAUGCAUGAAUUUUUAAAAUCAAGACGAUUGCACUGUGACGAGCUCGAAUGUUUGUGUGCUAUAUCUUGUUUUCUCUGUGAUUAUGUCAUGCUGAUGAAGAUUUAAUAAUCGAAACGCGUCCAUGCACUAUUUGUUCCGUGUUUUUCUACUUGUCUCUAUCCAUAUACAAAAUUAGCAAUAUACUAUAGCGCCAAUAGCGUCAAUGUAACUUCAGUAUAGC